AUGUCUGAAGAAAUCAGGAACGACAAGCGAUUCACCUUCACUGGCUUCAUCGAGAGGCACUGGCUUACUCGCUACCCUGGUCUCAACGUCCUUCAAGACGGUCUAAAAGACGAAAUAAUCCAAGAAGCCAUUCGCCGGAAUCUUAACCAGGAACUCUUGCACAUAACCGAACGUCUCUGUGAAGAAACCAACCUCAUCCUCAAAGAGCAACUCCCGUCGUCCAAAGAAUGGCAAGAAGUAAAAUUCUUCCCUGUCGCCUUGCAGCUCUCCUCCCGCCUCUCCGCCAAAAUCCUCCUCGGCGACCGCCUCGCCCGCUCAAAACAAUGGGCAGCCCUCUCCAUCUCUUUCGCCUCCCUGAUCCUUUCCGCAGGCCGCGACCUCCGCCCGUGGCCCGUCCUCCUGCGCCCGCUCGUCCACCGCUUCCUCCCCUCCCUCAACCUCCUCCGGUCCCAAAUCGCGCUAGCCAAGGAACUGAUGGAGCCCGAGCUCGCGGCAGCACGCAGCCAGACCCGAAAAGACGCUGACGAGAAGUCGAAGGACUCGCUUUCGUGGAUCGAGGAGGUGCGGCGCGGACGGGAGUUCGACGUUGUCGCUGGGCAGCUGUUUCUGACUUUUGCAGCGAUCCACACGACGUCCUCUAUCUUGACUGCGUUGAUGUAUGAUUUGCUCGCGAACCCCGAGUACUUUGGGCAGCUGAGGGAGGAGAUUGUGAGGGUAUUUGGAGAGGAAAACGGGUGGAGCAAGAACAGCUUGUACAAGCUCAAGUUACUGGACAGCUGUUUGAAGGAGACGGCGCGCUUACACGUCCUCGGACCUCACAUGUUCAAUCGCAAGGUAGAGGCCCCAGUAACCCUCUCCGACGGCACGCACCUCCCCAAAGGCGUCCACGUCAGCAUCUCAACGUGGCAGAACCGCGACCCCGCCAUCUGGGGGCCCGACGCGGACAACUUCGACGGGCACCGGUUCCUCCGGAUGCGCGAGCAGCCCGGACAGGAGAAUAGAUGGCAGUUCGUCUCGACAAGUCCCGAGUGGCUUGCGUUCGGGCAUGGCAUGCAUGCGUGCCCGGGCAGGUUCUUUGCGAGCAAUGAGAUGAAGAUUGUGAUGGUUCAUCUGAUCAUGAACUACGACUGGAAGAUCGUUGGGGAGAAACUGCCGGGCAGCAUGUUCAAGAGCAGAUUCGUGCCGGACGUCAAGACUGUUGUGGGCUGUAAGAAGAGGGAACCUGAGAUUCAGCUAUGA
Colletotrichum siamense is the source of this 1239-nucleotide messenger RNA. RefSeq names its product Cytochrome P450 monooygenase 1 (gene P450-1-5). The record is from RefSeq and is a predicted model, not a curated record. The coding region runs from base 1 to 1239 and encodes 412 amino acids. Gene Ontology annotation, molecular function: heme binding; monooxygenase activity; oxidoreductase activity, acting on paired donors, with incorporation or reduction of molecular oxygen. NCBI's taxonomy places the organism in Eukaryota, Fungi, Ascomycota, Sordariomycetes, Glomerellales, Glomerellaceae. The transcript has 5 exons.